This is a messenger RNA of Spodoptera frugiperda (fall armyworm), 957 nucleotides long. Its product is annotated as mucin-2. The transcript is spliced from 2 exons. The record is from RefSeq and is a predicted model, not a curated record. Bases 94 to 660 code for a protein of 188 amino acids. Gene Ontology annotation, molecular function: chitin binding. Gene Ontology annotation, cellular component: extracellular region. Lineage: Eukaryota; Metazoa; Arthropoda; Insecta; Lepidoptera; Noctuidae.
AUGAAGUGCUCGGCUGACUCAGUGUGCCACUUGAUUGCUGCAAUAAGUAGCCUGCACUCCUGCCACCGGCACAGUGCUCGCUGACACGCCAACAUGUACAAGCUAUUGUUGCUGAGCUGCCUGCUAGCCAGCUGCCUCGCUGGGCCCGAAGAUGUUCCAUCUUGGAUACGCCAUGUGAAGCGGCCGGGGCGGCCGGGGCGGCCGGGGCGCGGCUGCGCAGACUGGCGUGCGGGCUGGGAGGCGUGUGCGCAGGUCAACAGCACUGUGGCGCUGGCGCCGCACCCACGCGACUGCAGCCUGUUCUUCUACUGCAGCAGCAUCGGCAUCGGCUUCCCACUGGCGUGCCGUCACUGCCCCGCCGGCCUACACUUCAACCCGGCCCUGCUUGUCUGCGACUGGCCCAACAACGUCAACUGUACGGCCGGCCCUCCUCCGCGCCCGCGGCCCACGCCACCUCCCACUGACAGCACAACAGUACCUACUUAUACCACUGGCAGAUUAACUAGUUAUACACCCACUUCAUCUGCAACUAGCACACCCUCUGCAACUAGCACACCCUCUGCAACUAGUACACCCUCUGCAACUAGCACACCCUCUGCAACUUACACACCCACUACAAGCAGACCCUCUGCAACUUACACACCCACUACAAGCCAAUGAAAAUGAACCAUCCGAAGAGGCCACUCUAACGUAUACGCCGGAUUAAAUAUCAAUUUUUCAUUGCUAAAAUUAUGCCAAUAAGUUUUAACUAUUAAUGUAGGCACGGCGUGACAACUUCUUGGUUCUUGCAUUGUUUCAUAUUAUUGUCUUAUACAUCAUUGUGUAAAAUGUCUAUCUACUUAUUAUCAAAUUAAAUUACAAUUAUUUUGACUUUAUUGGAUUAGUAAAAUAAGAAUAAUGAUUGUAAUAAACAUAUAUUAUAUUAUAGUUAAAUAAAAGUCAGUUUCAUUAAAGUUU